This is a messenger RNA of Punica granatum (pomegranate), 3893 nucleotides long. Lineage: Eukaryota; Viridiplantae; Streptophyta; Magnoliopsida; Myrtales; Lythraceae. The record is from RefSeq and is a predicted model, not a curated record.
UAAUUCUUAUUCACUUUGGUCCUUCUUCCGCUUUCCGGCAUUAGCUCUGCGUCUCCGGCCAGCUGGUGCGGAUGUUCGUCCUUCUUCGUCUUCCAUGUCAAGAAUCCUCGCCGCUCGGAGCUACGGCCUCUUUCAAGUUUUCUUCUUUUCGACUUCACCGUCACGUACCACCAACCCCAGUAAUGGAACGGCGGUCCGCAAACUAUCCCGCCUCUCUUCGGCGCCGGACCUCCUUCCCCUCUGCUCGAACGCACAGUCCCUCCUCGAAACCAAACAGCUGCACGCCCUCGCCAUCCUCAACGGCCUCCUCCCGCGCAGCGUCUCCAUCUGCGCCGCCCUCAUCCUUGGAUACGCCUCCCACGGACACCUCCAGUCUUCCAGCAUUCUGUUUCAACAGACGGUGCCCUUUUGCUACACGGCAUUCCUGUGGAACACUUUCAUUCGGGCACAGUCCGUUUGCGGAAUUCAUGACGGGUUCUCAACUUAUAACUCGAUGGUUUGGGCAGGGCUUCGUCGAGACGAUCACACGUUCCCCUUCGUGCUUAAGACGUGUGCGGAUUAUUCAGAGGUUGAGAAAGGGAUGGAGAUUCAUGGGGCUGUGUUUAAGCUUGGAUUUGAUGGCGACGUUUAUGUGGGCAACACGCUGGUGCAGUUUUACGGGAGUUGCAGGAAUGUGAAGAGUGCAGCGAAGGUUUUUGAUGAAAUGCCUGAGAGAGAUGUGAUUUCGUGGAAUACUGCAAUCGGGGUGUUCUCGAUUAAUGGGCUUUACCUGGAUGCAGUCGGUCUGUUCCAAGACAUGAUUUCUGCUUCUGGUUUGAGUCCGAAUCUUGUCAGUGUUAUUAGUGUUCUCCCCGUCUGUGCAACGGUUGAGGAUGAGAAAAUGACAAGUCAGAUUCACGGGUACAUGAUUAAAACGGGAUUGGAUGUAAUUGUGACUGCUGGGAACGCACUAGUUGAUGCAUACGGGAAGUGUGGGAGCAUGAAGGCCGCGAAGCGGGUCUUCAAUGAGAUGACCGAGAGGAGCGAAGUCUCCUGGAAUGCAAUCAUCACGAGUUUUGCUUAUAGAGAGCUCCAUGGAGAUGCAUUGAGUACCUUCAGGUUAAUGAUUUUGGAGGGUUUGACACCGAACACGGUAACAAUUUCAAGUAUGCUCCCGGUGCUGGUCGAAUUAGAAUUUUUCAAUUUAGCAAAGGAACUCCAUGGCUUCAGUAUGAGAAGGGGUAUAGAAUCUGAUAUAUUCAUUGCCAACUCACUGAUUGAUAUGUAUGCAAAAUCCGGGCAUCCAACUGAAGCAUCCUGUGUAUUUAAUAAGAUGACCAGGAGGAAUGUCGUGUCCUGGAAUGCCAUGGUUGCAAAUUUUGCUCAAAAUAGGUUCGAGUUCAAAGCAUUGAAUCUUAUAAGAGAAAUGCAAAAUCACGGUGAAACCCCCAACUCUGUCACCUUUACCAGUUUACUUCCGGCUUGUGCUAGGAUGGGUUCUCUUAGAUAUGGAAAAGAAAUCCAUGGAAGGGCAAUUCGCAUGGGAUUGGCCUUUGAUUUGUUCGUCUCCAAUGCCCUUGUGGACAUGUAUGGAAAGUGCGGUGGCUUAAACCUUGCUAAAAAUGUUUUUAGUAACUUGUGGCAGAGAGAUGAAGUAUCAUAUAACUCACUGAUAGUGGGCUACUCCCAGACCAGUGAGUGCAUUGAAUCCCUCAUCUUGUUCUGGGAAAUGCAGCUCACAGGUAUGAAACAUGAUGUUGUUUCGUUCGUGGGCGCUAUCUCGGCGUGUGCAAAUUUAGCAGCACUCAAGCAAGGAAGAGAGAUCCACGGGAUAGUGGUCAGGAAACUCUCGCAUGAGCAUCUUUUUGUGGCUAACUCACUGUUGGAUUUGUACACAAAAUGCGGACGAAUUGAUAUUGCCAAGACAGCCUUUGAUCGUAUUCCGAUUAGGGAUGUAGCCUCUUGGAACACUAUGAUCUUAGGGUACGGAAUGCUAGGAGAGCUGGACGUUGCAAUCAGUCUCUUUGAAGCCAUGAAGUACGAUGGCGUAGAGUAUGAUUCAGUUUCCUACAUUGCAAUUUUAUCUGCUUGUAGCCAUGGAGGACUGGUUGAAAGGGGAAGAAAUUACUUCAAUGAGAUGCAAGGCCGAAAUGUUAAGCCAACAACAAUGCAUUAUGCCUGCAUGGUCGAUCUUCUUGGGCGAGCUGGUCUAAUGGACGAAGCUGUGAAUCUCAUUAAAGAUAUCUCAGUUGAGCCUGACGCUAAUGUCUGGGGAGCUCUUCUAGGAGCUUGCCGUCUCCACGGGAGUAUAGAGUUGGGGUGCUGGGCUGCUGAUCAUCUAUUUAAGCUGAAGCCAAAUCAUUGUGGGUAUUACGCCCUUUUAUCAAAUAUGUAUGCAGAAGCAGGGAGAUGGGAUGAUGCUGACAGGGUGAGAGAACUGAUGAAGUCGAGGAGAGUGAAGAAGGAUCCAGGCUUUAGCUGGGUUCAGAUCCGUGAUCAAGUGCAUGCUUUUGUUGUUGGAGAGAAGUUAGAGAAUUUGGAUACAAUGUAUUGUCCCGGCGAAUGUGGUUGGUAGUUGACAAGGCUUCAGAACCAGCACUGCCAUUUUUUCAGCCGGAUGUCGAGUCAGGUAGAAAACUUUGCAGAAAAGGAAACGGCGGACAAUUAUCCAACCCCAAGCAAAUUGAUUUUUCAGUUCAAAAGAAGACGGAAAUUGAGUUAACAUUACUCGAUUAAACAGAGAGAGAUUAUCCUUUAUGACAAAUACUCUGAUGCUAAAUUUGGCCCUGAAAAACUGCAGGUCUCAACACCAGAGGAUAUGCACAUGAUCCGGAGUUUUAACCGUCAAAGCAGAUGCAAAGUUUAAGAAGCCCAGAGCACGAAGCAUGUGGAGCUUGGAAGCACACUUCUAUAAUUGCUAAACAUACUGCUGCAAGGUAAAAAUGAAAACCUGAUCAAGACAAUCGCGAGAAUGCGUAAGUUUCUUUGACUGGAUUAUGGUUCAAGUCAUGGUGCUAGAGCACACUCAGGAUCCAUCUCAAUCUGACACAUGCUACAGCGGUAUGUCAGGGCAUUGUCGGUCCUCUGGCAGGCGACGCAUUCACGAUCGAAAAAGCGAUCUUUAGCUCGCAGGAUCAUAGGAUGCUGUGGAUGAACACGAUGUCGGAUUGCCCGUGGGAGCUCCUCUGCACAGGACCUGUGCAGCUUGAAAUUCGGGCAUUGCUGGCAGGAAUAGCUUAUAUCCCCCGAGCAGCUUUUCUUACACGCAGAGCACACAUCACCAUCAUCCUCUGCCAUGUCCACGAGCCUCAGCGCCAUGAUAUCCAGAGGGUGAUCGUGCAGAAAAUGUCUGAUUCGCCCUUCACCCAAGAACUCAUACUUCGUCGUGGGCCUCAGGGCGCAGUCAGGGCUGAGGGUGAAGUUGCAAGCUCUGCACCAGUAAAGGAGGGUACGGUCCCACUUGCCGCAGCCACAACAAGCAUACCUUCCAUUAUUGAACACCAAAGGCAGUGGGUGCAAAGGAUGGAAAGGGUGUUGAGUGAUCUUUUCGGGCAGUUCAGCACAGGACUUGUGGAGGUGAUAGCCCCCACACACUUUGCAGCUAUAGAUCAGAUCAAUGCAACGUUUUUUGCAGGCAUGGCAGCUAACAGAAUUGAUUUCACUCGGAUUCAUGAUCUCGAGUGUCAGAGGAUGUUCAUGCUUGAAGUGUUGAAUCUCCAUCUCUGUCGGUUUUCCUUUCUGGCCAUUGCUUUCAGAUGGAUUCUAAUGCAAUUCUGACCAAGUUUCAUCCUCUAAAAUUGUCUUUGUUGGAUCGGAGAAGUCUGUCUUUUCCUUUUUGGUUUGAUGGAUAAGUCUAUGGAAGAACGUACAAUCAAGUUACUUUGUAAGGAUCACCAUGGUUCGUUUGUUUGUCA